UGGAGUCCCACCUAGGCGCGCUGGGUCUUGUGGGUGGAAGCGUUGUCUGGUUUUGGCGUUUCGCGCAAUGCUGCGGCCGGGAGACCCGGAGCUGACCCAGAGACACUUGAAUUAACUUUGGCAGAAGAGAAAUGGAGGAGCCAUAGAACAUUAAGGAUGAAUUCAGGAAGACCCGAGACCAUGGAGAACUUGCCUGCUCUCUACACUAUUUUCCAAGGAGAGGUUGCUAUGGUUACAGACUAUGGAGCCUUCAUCAAAAUCCCUGGCUGUCGGAAGCAAGGUCUGGUCCAUCGAACUCACAUGUCAUCCUGUCGUGUGGAUAAGCCCUCUGAGAUAGUGGAUGUUGGAGACAAAGUGUGGGUGAAGCUUAUUGGCCGGGAGAUGAAAAAUGAUAGGAUAAAAGUAUCCCUAUCCAUGAAAGUCGUCAACCAAGGAACUGGGAAAGACCUUGACCCCAACAACGUUAUCAUUGAGCAAGAAGAGAGGCGGCGGCGGUCCUUCCAGGAUUACACUGGGCAGAAGAUCACCCUCGAGGCUGUCCUGAACACCACCUGCAAGAAGUGUGGCUGUAAAGGCCACUUUGCAAAGGAUUGUUUUAUGCAACCAGGAGGGACCAAGUAUUCUCUGAUACCGGAUGAGGAAGAGGAGAAGGAAGAGGCAAAGUCAGCAGAGUUUGAGAAGCCUGACCCCACAAGGAAUUCUUCUAGAAAAAGAAAGAAGGAAAAGAAGAAAAAAAAACAUAGAGACAGGAAGUCGUCUGACUCUGACAGCUCAGACUCUGAGAGUGACACAGGCAAGAGGGCAAGGCACACAUCAAAAGACAGCAAGGCAGCAAAGAAGAAGAAGAAGAAGAAGAAGCACAAGAAGAAACACAAGGAGUGAGAGUGGAAAGAGUAGAGGGGGUGGUGAGAGGAGGAGGAACCAGGAGCCUUGUGCCUUGAAGCCCUGGCUCCGGGAAAGACUCAGUAGUGUGAAUAUGGCCUCCCACCCCACUGACUUUUCACCCGCGGGAGAUGGCUUCCCCUUACGCAGCAAGCAGGUUUGGGAGUUAGAUGUCAAAGCAUCUGCCUGAAUGAGUUGUUAACUUAUCGUUCCUGGUCCCUUUGCAAGUGACCCCUGCAGCUCACCCAUUCAUUCACUCAACUUCCUUCAUUCAGCAGGAGGUCCUAUUACCCUCUCCAGCUGCCACUGCCAGAGCCAGAUUCAUGGGACUCCUGCACGGGAGUCCAGGCUGCAGCCACAGGUACUGCUGUGGAGGCGAGUCUGGCUGUAGUUGGGAGAACAGUGAAGGGCCCCCCCGCCGUCGGGUCUGCCCUGGGCUGAUUGGUGAGUGAUCCCUGUGGCGUCCGACACAGGGGCCGAGGGAGACCAGCAGGCGGAGGGAGAACAUGGUAAGAAGUGGUGCUCACUUUCUCCAUUCCCCCAGUGUGAUUCUACCAGGCUACAAGGGACAGCCCGAAAACCAUUGUUUGCAGCGAUUGAGCUUAUGUGGGACACUCGGCCAGACCCCUGAACCACAUAGCUCAAGCCAAGAUCAUUGCUUUAUUUUGUAUUUACUACUGUGUGAGUCAAUUGGUUCCACUUCAGGUCUCUGCUUAAAUUCCUGGCAUAAACAGAAGUGUGUUUGGUUUUAAA
This is a messenger RNA of Nyctereutes procyonoides (raccoon dog), 1635 nucleotides long. It is a transcript of the gene ZCCHC17, whose product is annotated as zinc finger CCHC-type containing 17. Gene Ontology annotation, molecular function: zinc ion binding; RNA binding. The transcript is spliced from 8 exons. Lineage: Eukaryota; Metazoa; Chordata; Mammalia; Carnivora; Canidae. The record is from RefSeq and is a predicted model, not a curated record. Bases 157 to 882 code for a protein of 241 amino acids. Gene Ontology annotation, biological process: RNA stabilization.